This is a messenger RNA of Sabethes cyaneus, 3885 nucleotides long. Its product is annotated as non-lysosomal glucosylceramidase. NCBI's taxonomy places the organism in Eukaryota, Metazoa, Arthropoda, Insecta, Diptera, Culicidae. Gene Ontology annotation, cellular component: membrane. The transcript has 8 exons. Gene Ontology annotation, biological process: glucosylceramide catabolic process; carbohydrate metabolic process. The record is from RefSeq and is a predicted model, not a curated record. Gene Ontology annotation, molecular function: beta-glucosidase activity; glucosylceramidase activity.
CCGUGCUGUGGCCAGUUUAGUUUCCGAGGUGGUGCUUUCGCGAUCGGUCGUGCUUGAUUGAAUGUAGUUUAGUAGGAUUUUAAUCGAAGCAUAAAGUGGGAGUGUGAUAAAUGUGGUGAAUAGAGCUGAUAUCAAGAAGUAGCUGUGAUACGGUAUCCACAAGAAAUAAAGAAAAGGGCGAAUUAAAUUUGCUGCCUGGUGCUGAAAAUUGUGCGUGAUUUGUUGCGAUAACGUGAAAUUACAAGUGCAUAGCAAUUGUGUAUUUAUAGAUAUUAAAAAACAAAGUUGAAAAGAGUGUUUUAGCCUGUUAGCCUAGAAAUGGAUGGUGAUAGUGCUCAGUCAUUCUGCGAAUUCAAACAACAAGUGGCAGCCGUACCUCAGUAUGGAUUAAAGCUAAAGUUCAAUCACGUCUUUCCGGAAACCAGAAAUCAAAACCUUAAACCUUCUUUCCGUCAGAUAUGGCCUAUUCUUCCAAUGGCACUAAGGUACAUUCCGUACUACUGGAAGGUGUCACGCGAGGGACGCCAGGUACUGAUGGACUACUGGUACACGGAGAACGGGAAGCAGAUUUACGGAGCCCCACUCGGUGGCAUUGGCGCCGGCACGAUUGGGCGAGGCUUUGCCGGCGAGUUUUGUCGCUUUCAGCUCAGGCCGGGCCUGUACGAGUAUAACACGGUGCACGCAAAUCAAUUCAUCGUCACCAUUAAGGACGAGAACAAUGUGACGAUUUUUCAGAGCUUACUUUCGUCGUACAGUCGACCCAAAACUCCGUUGGCCAGCUGGGAGAGCCAUAUUGACCCCUCGAAGUGCAACUACACAGCGCUGUACCCGCGGGCCUGGUCCGAGUACGAUCUCAGCGAGCACGGCAUCCGGCUGACGCAACGCCAGAUCUCACCGAUAAUUCCCCAUGACUACAAGGAAAGCUCUCUGCCGGCGGCCGUUUUCGUGUGGACCGUCGAGAACGUCUGCGGCAAGGAUCGGCAGGUUACGAUCACGUUCACGUUCAAAAACGGCACCGGCAAUCGGAAGCUGGAUGCCGAGGGAAACUGUGAAACGGAAUCGUUCUCGCAUGGGUCCGCCGCCUGAGCCACCCUUACUGAUGGGUCCGCCAAAGGGGUCAGUAUUAAGCAAUCCAUUGCCGACAUGCAGUGCACCUAUUGUGUUAGCUGUAAAACUUCAUCGGAAAUUAACAUGACGUGGUGCGAAAAGUUUGACCCCGCUGGAAACGGGGAGAAGCUGUGGAACGAUCUCAAGGAAAACGGAAACCUUACGGACAAAUCGGUCGAUGAAAAUUUGAAAAGUAAAGACGUGGCUGUUGCUGUUGGUGCACAAAUUCUAGUACAAUCGGAAAGCAGCUCCGAGCUGGAGUUUGCUCUAGUCUGGGAUAUGCCAAAGAUUCACUUUACCAAAAAGAUGAAGGAGCAUUUUAAAUACUACACAAAAUAUUUCGGCACCGGCGGUGAUGCUGGUCCAGUUAUUUCCGACUAUGCACUACAAAAUUAUACCAAAUGGGAAACGCUGAUCAACGAAUGGCAGCGGCCUAUACUAGAGGAUAGUGACCUACCCGAUUGGUAUAAGAGUGCUAUAUUCAAUGAACUGUACUACAUUGCGGAUGGCGGUAGCGUCUGGUUGACUGUGGACGAUCCCGAGAUAUCAUAUGACGAUCCUAGAUUAGCAUACGGACGGUUUGCAUAUUUAGAAGGUCACGAGUACCGAAUGUACAACACAUAUGAUGUCCAUUUCUAUGCAUCGCAUGCGCUUGCGAGUCUGUGGCCGAAUUUGCAAGUCAGUUUGCAGUACGAUUACAAAGAUACAAUUUAUCGGGAGAUAACGGAAGGGCGGAAGCAUUUGUACGAUGGUAAGGUCAUACCCAGGAAAGUGAAGACUUCGGUUCCGCACGAUUUGGGAGAUCCAGACGAGGAACCGUUCGAGCUCAUCAACGCCUACCCGAUCCAUGACGUUUCCGAAUGGAAGGAUCUGAACACCAAGUUCAUUCUGCAGGUGUAUCGUGAUUACCACACGCUCAACCAGUACGCCCAGCUAAAUGCGGAAAAUGCGAGCAAAUUCAGCUCUAUCGAGUUCAUCGACAAAGAAAGCAUGUGCGAGAUGUACAUCCAGGAUAACCGGAACAAAAUAUCACCGGACGAAAAGGCGCUGAACCGCAAAUCGGCUUCAAUGUACAUCAACGAAACCAACGGAAAGGUUUACCUGAUGGAUGCGAUGACCUAUCUCAAAAGCAUGUAUGCAGCCUGCAAACUGGUGCUGGAGAAAACCCUCGAGUGGGACAAGGAUAAUGACGGACUCAUCGAGAACAGUCGAACCCCGGAUCAAACUUACGAUACCUGGGUCAUGGAUGGACCAAGUGCGUACUGUGGCGGACUUUGGCUGGCCAGCUUACACUGUAUGUCGGUCAUGGCUAAUUUACUGGACCAGUCCGAGGAUUGCAUUAAAUACCGUCAACUACUGGAGAAAGGGAAGGCUUCAUUUGAGGAGAAACUUUGGAAUGGGUCGUACUACAAAUUCGAUGGGCAAAGUACUUCGAAAAAUUCUAUCAUGUCGGAUCAACUUUGUGGUCAUUGGUACCUACGCUGCUGCGGUUUUGACUACGAAAUUGUGCCGAAGGAAAAUGUGCGAAUUGCACUGAAAACUAUCUACGAUAAUAAUGUGAUGCGGUUUUGCGGUGGAAACAGCGGAGCCGUUAAUGGGUAUAUUCCGAGUAGUCAACCGAACAAGGACGGUCGAGUGGACAUUUCCACCGUCCAGGGAGAGGAAGUCUGGACCGGAGUAACAUAUGCUCUGGCUUCGACCAUGAUUCACGAGGGAAUGUUCACCGAAGCGUUCCAAACGGCUGGCGGUCUGUAUAAAACUCUUUCGGAAAAAAUUGGUAUGAACUUCGAAACCCCAGAAGCUCUGUACGCUGAGCGGCAUUAUCGUGCUAUCGGCUACAUGAGACCGCUCAGCAUCUGGUCCAUGCAAACCGCCUGGGAGCGGAAGAAACAAAAUAGGGACUAAAGUGUGCGGUUUGGUCCAUUUUAUUUACUAACAACAUAGUAUUUUCAUAGAAUGUUGGACGUAUUUAUCAUCCUUGAGUUCAAAAUCAAGAGAAAAUACUUAAUAUGUAACCAUGAAGCGUAGCACAUGCAUAUUGUUUCAAUGGAAAAACUGCUGUAGCCACAGGUGAGUGGUCGAGAACACGGCAGAGUAUUAUUACGUCAUACUUUUACAUCCAUCUCAAAAUUAAUCACGAAAACGGUUGCUUGCAAAAUCAUACGACAAAAGUUCAAUGCUUCAGAGCCCAGAUACCGUCGGUUUUGUGUGUGGUACAGUUCUACCAGUUACCAAAAUAUUCAACUGUUUUUCGGUGAAUGUGUAGUGUAUGUAGUAAUGAGUGUAAAUGUGUUCAUUAAGUGAUGUUGGUAUGUGAGAAAUAUGUAAGAAAGUGUGUGUGAACGUUUGUUAAUUGUAUGUGCGCGUCUCUUGUGUCUGUUUACCGUUUACCCGCGGUUUGGGUUUCAUUUCAUAAAAUGUUUUCAUAAAUCCAGUUCAAUGUACAAACAGCGUGCUACAAGCGAUGCACUUAAUCAGACAUAGGUUAUUAGAUACAAACAAGCUGACAAAACAACACCCAACAGUUUCUAUUUUGUAGUUCUCUUUUUGUUUUUAUAGGCGUUUUUGACAAGCUAUCACCCGCUUGGAGGCGCUGCACAAAAAAAGUGAUGAAAAGUAAAAUCGCUGUCAAACUCCAUACAUUUUAAAAAAAAGCUGAAAUAAAAUGAAGUUUUUGAUUAACCCUUUCAAUUGUCAGGAUUUUAGAUAGCGUAAUAUUGGAAGAAAUUUGUUUAUCUACGUUAAAGUAAGUGAAAAUAUUCGAAUUAAUUAACUUUA